GCAGGUAGCUAGCUAGUAGCUAGGCAGUAGUAACCUCUCUUAGCUUCCUGAUCGCUGGCAGCCAACGAUCUGUUGCCAUGAGAUGGAUAGUAGCUCUGUUGCUUCUCACCCUCCUCGUUACCUUCCACAUAGCCCAAGCCGAUGACAAGUCGUCCGGGGAUAAAGAACAUGGUUCUGAUUCCAAGGAUGGCAAUGGUCCAAACUCACAGAGGGAUAAGGGAGGUGAUGAAGAGCAAGGCACCAGCAAAGGCGACAGCAAUAAUGGGGUUGGGCCGGUGAAAAACCCGCAUUGCCAAAAGCCAGGGCGAGGCCCGGAUCCGCAUGAUGACGGUCAUGGGCCUCCAAAGAAAGGUGAUUGUGGUGAUGGCCAAGAUUCCUCAUCACCGCCCGAUGACUCGUCAGGGCCACCACAAUCUACUGCUCCAUCCAAGCCACCAACUAGCACUUCACCUCCACCACCAUUGAGUCCACCCGCUACACCUCCAACCUAUAGCCCACCAUCUCCAAUGCUUCCUAGUCCACCUCCACACCAAGCUACACCACCACAACUAUCUAGUUUUCCUCCACCACCUUCAAGUACUGCCACCACACCUCCAAUGUACCCGCCAAAUAACCAUGCACCCAUGUCGCCCUCUAGCCCUCCUACCAUGCCUCCGUACAAAUCUCCCAUGCCACCACAAUCUAUUUCUCCAGCCAACAACUCUCCUUCACCGCCACUAAGUCCACCCACUGCACCUCCAACCUAUAGUAAACCACCUCAACCUAGUCCACCUCCACAUGAAUCUACACCAUCACAACCAUCUAGUUCCCCUUUACCACCUUCAAGUACCCCAACCACACCAACAAUGUAUCCGCCAAAUAACCCGCCACCCUUGAUCCCUCCUACCACGCCUCUAAACCAAUCUCCCCAAUCACCACAACCUAGCUCCCUAGCCAAUCCUCCAAUCAACAUUUCACCAUCACCGCCAUUGAGUCCACCUAUGACACCUGUAUCCUAUAGUCAACCACCUUCAUCACCAUCGAGUUUCCCUGCCUCACCUCCACAACAUCCUCCAACUCCACAACAAUCUAGUCUAUCUCCAUUAUCUUCAAGUACCCCAGUCACACCUCCAACAUAUCAACCAAAUAAUAAGCCACCUCCACCACCAUCUAGUAACCCUGGUGCAGAACCACAACAAUCUCAAGUGCCACCACAAUCUAGUCCAUCCGCUAAAGCUCCAACUAACCAUUCACCUCCACCACUUUUGAGUCCACAUGCCAUGUCUCCAUUGUAUAUGCAGCCACCUCAAUCGCCAUAUGUUCCCUCUACCACACCUCCACAUCAGUCUUCAAUGCCACCACAAACAAGUACCACUACCACACCUCCAACACAUGAACAAAAUAACCAAUCACCUCCACCAUCAUCUAGUCCUUCCUCUAUGACUUCAAUCUACAAUUCACCUCCAAUGUUAAGUCCAUCUUCCUCGACACCAAGCUAUACCCAACCACCUUCGUCACCAUCUAGCCCCCCUAUCACACCUCCACAACAAUAUCCACCAUCACCACAAUCUAGUCCAUCUCCAACACCAAUAGGUAUUCCAUCCACACCUCCAACAUAUCAGUCAAAUAACUCUCCACCUCCUUCACCAUCUAGUACUCCUACCACACCACCUCAACAAUCUCAACCACCACCACAAUCUAGUCCACCUUAUAUGCCUCCCCUAAGCCAUGCACCUCCAUAUCCUUCGAGUCCCCCUAGCUCACCUCCACAACAAUCCCCAGUACCACAACAACCUAUUCCAGCCCCAACACUACCCAGUACCCCUUCAACACCUCCAACAUACCAACAAAAUAAUAAAUCACCUAUAGUACCAACUAGUACUCCAACACCUCCAUAUCAAUAUGCACCACCAAAUCCUAGUCCACCAUCUAUGCCUCCAUCUAGUUAUUCGCCUCUACCACCCUUCAGUACAACUGCCACACCUCCAACCUAUACCCAACCACCUCCAUCACCCUCUAGUCCUCCUACUAUGCCUCCAAUCUAUCAAGCUAAUAAUAGUCCACCUCCAUCACCAACUACUCUAUCUACUUCACCUCCAACUUAUCAAACCAAUAACCAACCACCAUCACCACCACUUCUUAGCCCUCUUACCACACCUACUUCACCAGGCUACAUGCAACCUCCACUAGCACCUGGUGCCCCUACUACACCUCCAACCGACCAAGAUCAUGUCCAGACACCCCCAUCAUAUGGUGUCCCAGAUGGACCCAAAGGAUGGCAACAAAUAAACAACUUCCAUGAUGGCUUGUAUUGGCAAAUUGGAAUAUCUAUUGUGCAACAAUUAUCAAAGAAUAACAAGUAUUAUAUUCUUGUGGAAAUUCUUCGAGUGAGCAUGAUGUCUGUAGACGUUGGUAACAACUACUUCCUGGUGAUGAAAAUGGAAGAUGAAUACAAGAAGGUUGGAAGGUAUCAUGCAUUUGUGUGGGGUGUGCCACAACAACCAGAAUUUCCAUGGAAAUUGUUGUCAUUCCAGUAUGUUGGAAACUAAUGUCAUUGUGCUUGGCAUCCAUGAUCAUACCAACAGAUGUUUAGGAUACAUCAUACAACUUGUGUUAGUUUCCAUGUUGUAGUUUGUUUUGAUGUCACUCUAUUGUUGUACCAUGGCUUUGAUUUUCUAUAUGGUGGUUAGAUUUUAAUAAGAACUAUGUUGCUUUCAUUAGUAAA
Zea mays is the source of this 2704-nucleotide messenger RNA. Its product is annotated as extensin. The transcript has a single exon. The record is from RefSeq and is a predicted model, not a curated record. Lineage: Eukaryota; Viridiplantae; Streptophyta; Magnoliopsida; Poales; Poaceae. Gene Ontology annotation, molecular function: cysteine-type endopeptidase inhibitor activity. The coding region runs from base 78 to 2528 and encodes 816 amino acids.